CCAAAAUAACAUGGAUGGAGAUGCCUGUGGUAUAAAAAGUAUUGUAGGAUAAACAUUCCUUUCUUUUAAAACCGCACUGAAAACCCGGGGGAGCAUUUAUUGAUGAGUUCAUAGAUGGCAGAGGAAGUGUUAUUAGCAGAAGAUGGGAAAUGUGUGGGGUCUCUCACCAAGUCGCUGCUGGCCGUGGCUUUCCUGGCCUCGUUCGGUAGCUCCAUGCUCUAUGGCUACAACCUGGCCGUCGUCAACUCUCCUGCAGAGUACAUCAAGGCAUUCUAUAACCAGACGAUGGUAGCAAGGAACGGGACGGGUCUGGACGACAAGACUCUUACGUUGUUCUACUCUGUCACCGUGUCUGUGUUUGCCAUCGGGGGCAUGGUGGGCAGCCUCACGGUGGGCAUACUAGUCACCAGAUUUGGAAGGAAAGGCACCCUGGUGAGAAUCACAUGCCUGGUGUUUAUAGCUGGAGCCUUCAUGGGCUUCAGCAGGACCUUCGGCUCCCCAGAGAUGAUCAUUGUUGGACGCUUCAUCACAGGGGUACACUCAGGUAUCUCUCUGAGUGUGGUGCCAAUGUAUCUUGGGGAGAUAGCACCUAAGAACCUACGUGGGUUCCUGGGCCUCGUGCCUAGCAUCUUUAUCUGUAUAGGAGUCUUCAUCGCUCAGAUCCUGGGGCUACAUGAACUACUGGGAAAGGAAGAGCACUGGCCCCUUUUCCUGUCUCUGGUGGUGAUCCCCACCAUGUUCCAGCUGAUGCUGUUGCCAUGGUUCCCAGAGAGCCCGCGGUACCUGCUCCUAGAGAAGAGGAAUGUCCACGCCACCAUCACAGCUCUGAAGUGGUACCGGUCCAAAGUGAACAUCCAGGCAGAGAUCGAGGAGAUGCAGGAGGAGCAGCGGUCCAUGUCCUCGGUCCAGACCGUGUCGGUCAUCGGUCUGCUGAAGGACCGGAGCGUCCGCUGGCAGGUCAUCACUAUAGUGGUGGUCAAUAUCGGCAUGCAGCUGUCCGGUAUCGACGCGAUCUGGUUCUAUACCAACGCCAUCUUUGAGAACGCAGGUAUCCCAGUCCCUCAGAUCCAGUACACCACGGUUGGAACCGGAGCCAUCGAGGUUAUCGCUGGAUGCGUAGGGUGCUUCACCAUUGAACGGCUGGGCAGAAGACCUCUGAUGAUUGGUGGAUUCACCUUCAUGGGAAUAUGCUGUGCAGGGAUCACGCUCUCCCUCAUGUUCCAGUCCCACUACAUCAGUGUUGCCUGUGUGGUGGGGAUCAUCGCUGGCUUCUGUAUAGGACCAGCUGGAGUGCCCUUCCUGAUUACAGCAGAGCUGUUUAAACAGUCCCAUCGUCCGGCUGCCUACACUGUGGCUGGAUGCCUCAACUGGCUGUCCAACUUCACCAUCGGCUUUGUCUUCCCCUUCCUACAGAUGUCGGCAGGGGCCUACUGCUACCUCGUGUUCUUUGGCGUGUGCACGGCCGUGGCGGCCUACGUCUUCUUCAUCGUCCCCGAGACCAAGAACAAGACAUUUGUGGAGAUCAGCCAGAUGUUCGCGGCCAGGAACGGCAUGCUGGAGGAGGAGAGCAGCGAACUGGGCGUCGCUAACAACCCCCAACUGGCCAAGAUGAACGGCUAUGGUGCCGUCGACCUGGAGUACGACGUCAUAGAGAAGAAGAAGUAGGGAGAGAGAGAGAGAGAGACAAUUCAUUGUUC
Oncorhynchus gorbuscha (pink salmon) is the source of this 1697-nucleotide messenger RNA. Its product is annotated as solute carrier family 2, facilitated glucose transporter member 9-like. Gene Ontology annotation, biological process: monosaccharide transmembrane transport. The transcript is spliced from 12 exons. Gene Ontology annotation, molecular function: hexose transmembrane transporter activity. The coding region runs from base 115 to 1665 and encodes 516 amino acids. NCBI's taxonomy places the organism in Eukaryota, Metazoa, Chordata, Actinopteri, Salmoniformes, Salmonidae. Gene Ontology annotation, cellular component: membrane. The record is from RefSeq and is a predicted model, not a curated record.